Molecule: messenger RNA, 5765 nt
Organism: Saccostrea echinata
Lineage: Eukaryota; Metazoa; Mollusca; Bivalvia; Ostreida; Ostreidae
Product: probable phosphorylase b kinase regulatory subunit alpha
Exons: 34
Coding region: 32-3688 (1218 amino acids)
Biological process (GO): glycogen metabolic process
Cellular component (GO): phosphorylase kinase complex
Molecular function (GO): calmodulin binding
Source: RefSeq, a predicted model, not a curated record
GAUGGGGAAAUCGAAAUGAGAGACUGUCAGUAUGAGAAAUCGAAGUAAUUCUGGCGUCCGUUUGGAUUAUUACCAAAGAUUACUGAACAAAACUAUUCUUAAAUAUCAGAAUCCAGUGACUGGAUUACUACCUUCCAGUGAAGAGAACAGUCAUGCCUGGGUACGGGACAAUGUGUAUGCUAUUCUGUCAGUAUGGGCAUUGGCUCUGGCUUACAGAAAAACAGCAGAUCUGGAUGAAGAUAGAGCCAAAGCAUAUGAACUAGAACAGUCUGUGGUGAAGUUGAUGAGAGGGCUGUUACGCUGUAUGAUGACUCAGGUCGAGAAGCUGGAGAAGUUUAAGUAUUCACAGCAUGUAAAUGAUUCCCUGCAUGCUAAGUAUUGCAGUAAGACAGGGAAGACUGUCGUUGGUGACCAUGCCUGGGGUCAUUUACAAAUAGAUGCCACCUCUAUUUAUAUACUGUCACUAGCUCAGAUGACAGCAUCAGGUCUUCAGAUUAUUUUCACCCUUGAUGAAGUGUCCUUUGUACAGAAUUUGAUAUUUUACAUCGAAACAGCCUACAGAACACCAGAUUAUGGUAUUUGGGAGAGAGGCGAUAAAACCAAUCAUGGACUUCCAGAGCUGAACUCCAGCUCCAUUGGAAUGGCAAAGGCAGCUUUGGAAGCAAUAGAUGAACUUGAUCUGUUUGGUGCCAGAGGUGGACCCUUGUCCAUUGUCCAUGUGUUACCAGAUGAAGCACAGCAGUGCCAGGCUAUUCUUCAUUCCAUGCUUCCCAGAGAGUCCAACUCGAAAGAGAUAGAUGCUGCUUUAUUGACUGUGAUCAGCUACCCUGCCUUUGCUGUUGAUGAUGGGGAAAAGGUGGAAGAAACAAGAGAGACCAUUGUGUCUAAACUGGAGGGCAAAUAUGGUUUCUGUCGAUUUCUUCGAGAUGGAUAUAAAACAGCUAGAGAGGACCGAAAUCGUUUGCAUUAUGAACCUUGGGAGCUGCAGGUCUUUGAGAGGAUAGAAUGCCAGUGGCCCAUGUUCUUUGCUUUGUCUGUAUUGGAUGGUUUGUUCAAUGGGAGAGAACAACAGGUGAAAAAAUACUCAGAGAAAUUGGAUGCAGUGAUGUUGAAGACAGAUGAGGGAAUUUAUGUUAUACCGGAACUCUAUGCUGUUCUUAAAGAUAAGGUGGAGCAAGAAUACAAAGAACCAAACAGCCAAGAGAGAGAACCACUAGGGAAAAUGCCUCACAAAUGGGGACAAUCACUGUAUAUCAUCAGUAAACUAGUCCAAGAGGGUUUUUUAUCUCCCGGAGAACUGGACCCUGUCAAUCGUCGUUUGGUUUCUGAACCCAAACCAGACAUUGUUGUACAAGUGGUGAUAUUGGCUGAGGAUGACUACAUCCAGUCUAAGCUGUUAGAACACGACAUCAAGGUACAGACAAUGUCAGAAGUGACACCAUUACAAGUGUUUCCAGCCAGAGUUCUCACUCAGAUCUACUCCCUACUGGGGAGAAACAAGAAACUAGGUUUAACUGGACGUCCAAAGAAUGAAAUAGGUCUUCUGGCCACCAGCAAGUUGUAUAGUUUUCAUGAUCAGAUCUUUGCAUUUAUUCCACAGUAUGCAGAUGCUCACCAGUUCUAUUUGGCUUUAGACAUCAACUUUAUCAUUGACAAAUUUAAGAAUGAUGUUGGUUAUUUCUCGGGUAAUUGGAGGAACCUUGGUCGACCAGUCUACAUUUAUCCCAUCACAAAUGCUGUUUUAGAUGUUGGCCAUAAUCCACCUGGAGCCCUAAUUGGAACUAUCAGAAAGCUGCAAAGUGGAUACAUUGCUGGAACAAGGGUCCACCUAGGAAAUUUAGAUGAAUUUGUCACCACAUCCUGCAUAACGAAACUAAGCUUUCUCAGGGAUCCAUCUCAUAGUGAAGAAGUGAAGAACUUAAUUGGUGACAUUUUCAAUAAAGCCCCAGAUGUAAGGCCACGUCUCUUAUCUUCAACAAGAAUGCGAGUUAGAUCUCAUUCUAAAUCAUCAGUCCACGGCAUUGUACGGAGGUCCAGGUCAAUCCAAGUAGAUCCAGACCAGGCUCAAGAGAGAGGUUCAUCACAGGCGUCUUUACAACAGUCACUGAAGAAAUUAGAAAGAGGAAUUGCUAUCCCAGAUGGAAGAGGAGCUGGACACUCACUUACUGGUAUGUCUGAAAGUCGAACCAUUCCAGGAUCUCUUGAUGAUUUACCCACCCGACCCAUGUCUCCCAAUCUUCACUUGAAGGGAAGUCUACACCCUCUUCAUUACAGUCACCAUGCCCCCUCCUCUUCCCCACAACUUUCCCAUUUUUUCCAUGGCCAGAUGAGCUUUCCCCCAGGAAAGCAGGAAAGCAUCAACAUUGAUGAAUUAGUAGAUCAGCUUAACACCACAGAAGUAUUACAUGAACAGGCAGAUAUCGUCCAUUAUUUGUAUCUUCACAGAGGUCCUAAUUUUGAGAUCAAAAUUGACAAUAAGCCAUGUUGUAUCAAGGAAUUACUGGUGGAACUUUAUGAAAAGGCUGGCCAUUGGAAACACUGGGGUCUGGUGAGACAUACAGCUGGUAUGCUCAGGAAGAGGGUAGAAGAAUUAGCUCUGGCAGCAACAGAUCUUUUAGUUCGACAGAAGCAGUUAUCAGUGGGUCUUCCACCAGACAGAGAGAGGGUCGUUAUGCGACCUCUGCCACCAGAUGAUCUGGCCAGUAUUAUUUUUGAUGCUUGUGGGGAGGAUCUAAGUACAGCAUCCCUAACACAGGAGCUGUUGAUUUAUCUUGCCAUGUUUAUCCGCACCGAACCAAAACUAUUCAAUGAAAUGUUGAGGCUUAGGGUGGGUCUCAUCAUUCAAGUUAUGGCAUCAGAGCUUGCUAGAACUCUCAAGUGCACAGGUGAUGAAGCGUCCGAGCACUUACUGAAUCUCAGUCCUUAUGAAAUGAAAACUCUUCUACAUCACAUCCUGAGUGGAAAAGAGUUUGUCAUCAAUACAGAGCAUACUAAUGUAGAAGAUGAGUGCAGGUUAUCAGUUACAACGAAGAAUGUUGGAGAUGAAGCCACAGAAUUUGCCAAACUAAGUCGAAAACCACAUUUAAAGAUGCAGAAAAGUAUGCCUCGCCUUGACCCCCAUGCACUUGAGAAGGAAGAUGAUGUGGAGUCUGACAGACAGGGCCAGUGGCUCCGUAGGCGCCGCCUAGAUGGUGCCCUGAACAGAGUUCCUGUUGGAUUCUAUCCAAGGGUUUGGAAAGUUCUCAAAAUGUGCCAUGGACUUGUCAUUGAAGGACAUCAUAUACCACACAGUCUUACUAGAGAGAUGACCCCAGGAGAGUUUAAGUUUGCUUUACAUGUGGAGAUGGUUCUAAAUAAGAUCCCCCAGCCUGAGUAUAGACAGCUAAUGGUGGAGGCCCUAAUGAUCCUAACUAUGAUGACGGAGAACGAGAAUAGUAAACUCUACUUUAAUCAGCUGAUUCAGGUGGAUAAGAUCGUCCAUGUGGCUAAUGGCAUCUAUAUUAAAGAACAGAAAAUACCUGAUGAUGUGGUAGAACUUUCAAAAGGAGCAGCUGGAAUCUGCCUCCAUUUCUACGACACUGCCCCUAGUGGUCGGUAUGGGACAAUGUCUUAUUUGUGCAGGGCUUUGGCAUCUAUUCUACCACUCCCUACAGAUAUGGAUGCAAACCUGGAUUGUAGUCUUUCAUAAUCUGUUGAAUCAGAUACUUGUUCAUGAGUCCAUGGAAUUUUUCAGGAUUGCUUAUAGUGUUCUCUUCCAGGGUUUUCAUGUACAUUUUGAAUCCGAAAAUUUGGAAAGAACUGCAUGAAAUCCACUUCCCCAGUGUCUAAACCAGACUGUGUUAUGACACAAAUGUUUUGUCCAAGCUUUUUAAUACAUAAAUGUACAACUUCAUUGCCACAAAUAAUUUUUUUUAGCUUUAAAAAGCAAUUUUGCUCUGCUUUUUAACCUUAUAAUUAGUGUGUUAUUUACAAAAAAAAAGUUUGACAUAAAAUUUGAAACAGUAAUUGCAAUAUUUGGCUUGACUUCUUGAAAAAAUGUUUUAUUAUUUUAUUGUUGUUGGGAAGACAAGUCAUGACAACAUUAUGAAAAGAAUGAUAUUUCUUCGUAGAAAUCAGAAAAUGUGUACAGUGUACAUGUAGUAUAUUUAUUGUGAUAAGAUUCUAGAUGAAAUAAAUCAUUCUUGUUAAAAUGAAAAUUUAAAUGUCCAACAUUAAGAACAAUACAUAUGUAUUGCAUUCUUCUAUGCAUGAAAGAACCUUUCAAUAAAGCAAAAAAGUGAAAACAUUUGAAACAAUUCUAGACAAACUAUGCUGUUACAUAUAAUGCUGUAAUUUUUUUCAUAUUAUGAAAAUACUUUUAAAGAAGAAGGUAUAGUUUCAAUACAAAACUGGCCCUGUAUUUUAAUUAUUCUGAGAAAUUAAAACUCAUACUUUCUGAAUUGUUCAAACUCCAUGCAGUAAGAUCUUACAAAACUUUUUUUAUAUGACCUCCUAAAUGCCAAUUGUAACAUCAUUAACUUGUGCAUUUUCCCAUAUUUUCUUUAAAAAAUUGCGGAAGACCUCUGUUUUCAGUGGAAUUUUCUUAAAUACAAUAUGGACCACAUGCAUUGCUCACAAAGAUUUUAAGAAAUGUGAUUCCUCAAAGACUUUUAUACAACAUACCUGAAAAUUGCAGUGGGCGAUGUCUGCGGACACUAUUUUCUUAAGGAUAAUAACCCCUUAAAUGAGUCAUUUUGAGCCUUUCUCUGUUUAAAAUUUAGAAAUGUAACAAAAUACAUGUACAUGUAAUGACAUCAUAUUUCCAGAAUGGUCCUCCUUUAUGCCAAAUUCUUUCCUGAUUUAUAUUUAUCAAAUUUCAAAACUUUUUGAAAACAUCAAAUUUUUAGGGCAUAAUAAAGCCAAAAUUGUACCUUCUUCUUUAUGAAAUUUCAGAAGAAACCUUUUUAGCUCAUUGAGCCAAAGGCUCAAGUGAGCUUUUCUGAUCAAAAUUUGUCUGUAGUUGUUGUCAUUGCUUGCAUUGUUAUAACCUUUUGACAUUUUCUUCUCUUUUUUUUGACCAAUUUCAACCAAAUUUGCCACAAAGCAUCCUUGUAUGAAGAUGAUUUUGGUUUGUUCAAAGGGCCAGAAAAGUCAAAUCUUAUGUGAAUACUUGCAAGUUUUUUUUUCAAAUCAUAGCCCAAUCUCAACUUCCCUUAGACUUCCUAUUGAUUUUGAGGUCAAAAGAUCAAGGUCAGAAUUUCAUACAUUGCAAAAAAUGAUUUCCAGAUGAUAACUUUAGUUUUCUGAGGUUUUGCAAUGAAAUUAUGUAUCUUAAAUCAACAUCACUUAAAAAAAGACCACUAUUGACUUUAAAAAAAAUGUACUCCAGAACAAGACCAUUCUGGUCAUAUUCAAAAUAUGGAAGCAUCCCCAUGAUGUGCAGAUUGAAGUUCACUAAUCAUGACCCCUUUGGGCUAGGGUGGGGCCAGAAUAUGAAUGAAGAGUGGAAAAAAGUUUGGAUGAAAAACAGCAGGGCCAACUUUCCUCUGGUGAGCAUUGUGGUCCAUGGAGCUUUGUUCUUUACUUCAUGUAGUUCAUGUGCAAUUUAUGUCAAAACCAUUAUAAAAGUGAAAGCUUUUAUGUUGCUUUAUUUACAGCAAUUCAAAACCACAUUUGUGAUCAUUUGCUUUGUUAGAGGAUUGUUAUUUGAUUUAAAUCUGAUACAUGUGUAUUUGAUUUUUAUAUAAAUUGAAUUGACAGAAUUUUUGUCAGUUUGCAAAAGGAAA